This is a messenger RNA of Lachancea mirantina, 1125 nucleotides long. The record is from the annotation of a GenBank genome assembly. NCBI's taxonomy places the organism in Eukaryota, Fungi, Ascomycota, Saccharomycetes, Saccharomycetales, Saccharomycetaceae.
AUGGCCAAAUCACCAAAAAGAGGAUCCAGCAAUGUACGAGAUGAAAACAGCGCAAAAAAGCCGAAAACGGAGCCCUCGGACACGGUUUCAAAUGGGGAAGGACCUGCAUUUGAAUUGGGUGCUGGCAGUCGACAUGCGAGUUUAGAUCCCGGAUCAUCGGAUUUUUCAACAAACUUGCCGACCCCGUUUGAUAAUUUGGAUGAAGAAGAAGGUCAGGACGCGAAUUUGCCGGAAAGCUCAGCUCCUGCGACGAAUUUAGUUGACAUGCCUAAGAAGAGUGACCAAGGUCUUGCAUUGCCACAAAAGACUAACAAAAAGUUGGGAAGUGUGCAGAAUCAGGGAAGCGGCACUGGACAGAGCUCUUCGAAAAUCACGGAUCCUGAUAAAUUAAGCGAUGCACUUUUGUCGGCAGGUGUGGACAUUCGCGAAGAAGAAGCGUUGUUGAGUUCUACGGUGAGCAUGGGUAAACCCGGCGCCACCGCAGCCAACACGCAGAUUCCAAGCCAUCCUCCAGUGUUGCAUCCAGCGCAUGUGGCUGGGUACAUGAAAAAGGUUGCUGGUGAACAGAAUUUCUACCAGGAUUUCAGCAAAUCGACCGAUGUGGUGGGGAUGGUUUCUGCCGCGUGUGAAACGUUUAUGCGAGAUAUCAUCACGAACUCACUGGUCGUAUCGAGGCACCGCAGGCGGUCGGUCAAGUUGAAUGUUGGCAGGAAAAGUGAAGUCUCGCGUCUUUUGCGGGAUCUCGCUGUCAAACAGAAGGAGCAAGAAGAACGAAGAGUCAAGAGACGGAUUGCCAUGGGGCUAGAAAAGGAGGCCGCUGAAGAUAAGCUCGAGACAGAAGAGACUUUGCAUCGCGCUUCGAACGCUACGGCGAACAUGAUGAUAGCAGGCGGCAAGAAAAAAUACAGUUGGUUGAAUGCGGGUAGCAAGAAUACCAACAACGCAGUGAAAGUCGUCGGAAAAGUCUCCUCUGACGUUGCCGCGAGAGGCGAAAUCGGUAUUCGUUACAGAGAAGCGAGAGAGGAACCCGGAAUUGUUAUGCGUGAUCUCAUGAGUGCUUUGGAAAAUCGACGUAUGGGCGUCAGUUCGGUAAUAUCCAAGGGCUACGCAAGGAUACGCGAUUAG